AUGGCUCAGCAAUGGCUCCCCCUAGUAGCAACGAUAUGGCUCCAAUCGAUAAACGGGACGAACUCAAACUUCGCGGCGUACUCGUCGGAGCUCAAGAGAAUCCUCUCUCUAUCGCAGCUCCAGCUCAACAACUUAGCUUUCGCCUCCGACGCAGGCAAGCUCCUCGGCUGGAUUUCCGGCUUAGCCGGAGCCCACCUCCCCCUCUGGCUAGUCCUCUUAAUCGGCUCCUUCCUCGGCUUAGUCGGCUACGGCGUGCAAUACCUCUUCCUCACGAACCAAAUCGUCACUUCUCUCUCGUACUGGCAAGUUUUCGCACUCACCGUUCUAGCGGGGAACAGCGUUUGCUGGAUCAACUCCGUUUGUUACAUCAUAGCGAUACGGAAUUUCCCGUUGGAUCGUCAGAUAGCCGUCGGAUUAUCCCCCAGCUACGUGGGGUUGAGCCCCAAGGUUUAUACGGACGUAGUUGAUGUUUUCGUCGCUCCGAGUAAUUCGCCUUCCGAGAGGGCGACGUUGUUUCUUUUGUUUAACUCGGUCUUGCCGCUGGCGGUUUGCGUAGUGGCCGCGCCGCUUGCGAGAGACGUUGCUAUCGGGAAAUCGAAGGAGCUCUCCGGAGGGUUCUUGACUUUGUUCGUGAUUACGGUGGUUACGGGUAUUUUUGCUAUCGUUAGUAGUUUGGGUUCGAUGGUGACGAGGCUUUUGUUGCCGUCGAAGGUUGUUCUCGCCGGGAUGGUGGUGUUGUUGUUCUUGCCUUUGGUGGCUCCUUUGGUGGAGAAAAUUAGAGAGAAGGUGCAGCGCAAGUGUUCGAUACGAGUUUACAACUGCGGCAAUAAUAAUAAUAAUAAUAACAAGAAUAAUAAUUUGGAAAUCGAUGAUUUGGAAAUUGGAAAAAUGGAAACUAUUGUCGGAAUUGUGGAAAUCGGGGCGAAGGUGAUGUUGAGGAAAGUCGAGUUUUGGUUGUACUUCUUUGUUUAUUUAUUUGGUGGGACACUCGGUUUGGUUUAUAUGAAUAACUUGGGGCAGAUUGCCGAGUCGAGGGGGUGUUCGGGUACUUCUUCGUUGGUUUCUUUGUGUUCCGCGUUCGGUUUCUUCGGUCGCAUACUUCCAUCUCUCUUAGACUACUUUUUCUCAAAAACGAAGUUCGUGUUAUCGAGGGCGAUGGCAAUGGGAGCGAUGAUUGUUCCGAUGUGCGGAGCAUUCUUCCUAGUUGCGAUUAGCAAACAAGACUACUCGCUAUACAGCAGCACGGCAAUUAUAGGGAUAUGCACAGGUGCAAUUACUUCGUUAUCCGUCUCUGCAACCACCGAAUUAUUCGGGGCGGAGAAUUUCGGCGUAAAUCACAAUAUCUUGGUCUCGAAUAUUCCGAUUGGAUCCUUUUUGUUUGGGGGAUUUGCAGCGUUUCUAUACAAAAGAGAGAGAUAUCUCGGGGAAGAGAAUUGCAUGGGAGAGAGAUGCUACCAAACCACUUUCAUCAUAUGGGGUUCUUUGUGUCUUUUGGGAACUUUGUUAGCUUUGAUUCUUCAUGCAAGGACUAAGAAAAUUGCACAUAAUUAGUAUAAUUAGUAUAUAGUACAUAGAGAGGAUUUUUUUUUUGAACUUUUUUUUAUGAUGUGCUUAAUUUGUGAUUAUACAUUUGGACAGGAAUAUUAUAUUAUUUGUGUGAUUACAGU
Erythranthe guttata (spotted monkey flower) is the source of this 1667-nucleotide messenger RNA. RefSeq names its product Major facilitator superfamily protein. Gene Ontology annotation, cellular component: membrane. The record is from RefSeq and is a predicted model, not a curated record. Lineage: Eukaryota; Viridiplantae; Streptophyta; Magnoliopsida; Lamiales; Phrymaceae.